Messenger RNA from Belonocnema kinseyi, 1309 nucleotides. Its product is annotated as leucine-rich melanocyte differentiation-associated protein-like. The transcript has 5 exons. The coding region runs from base 441 to 1205 and encodes 254 amino acids. Lineage: Eukaryota; Metazoa; Arthropoda; Insecta; Hymenoptera; Cynipidae. Gene Ontology annotation, molecular function: protein binding. The record is from RefSeq and is a predicted model, not a curated record.
UAGUAUGCGCAUUAUUUCUGCAUCAGUAAUCGCGAUAUUGCAAUUUGCAUUCUAGAAAUAAAUUCACGAACUUUGCGCAACAAAGGAUGCAGGAGAACUCCAACCUGGGAAGUUACCAUUUCCGGCAGUGUUCUACGGAUUGUCGCGCGAGCAUAGUCACUUCAUAAUAUAGGAGUUUUCUGGCAAAUCCGCGCUAUUUGCUGUUGCAAAUAGAUAUGCGUGGUCAUAAAUAGUUAUAUUUUUAUGUUAAAAUUAUCUGCCGGUACUAGCUGCAGACUGUUGGCUCUUAGGUUAUACUCAUGCCAGUCUAUGAAUUAUUUAUUCAUAAGGAUGGAAUGGCAUUAAGAUCUUCACGAACAGACGCAUGCAAUUUAUUGGUUCCCAUGAACGAAUUUUGUCAUUUUGAGGAAGAGGGUCCUUGGAUUUAAAGAUUUGGGAGAAUGUCGGAAUUGAAGAAUGAAGACUUAGGAUUAGAGGACUCUGAACCAGUAGAAGAGUUCGCGAUGACAUCUUUGGGAAAACUGAUUUUUGUAAAUGCACAUUCGAGAAACUUAAAAUCACUUUCGUCCGAAGAAUCGGCAAAUUUAGAUUUGACAGAGUCACUCUCACUCGCCUUCGAAAGCCUCUUGCACAUGCCUUACGACAUCAUUGAAAAUUAUGCGAGUACAAUAAACACCUUGGACAUCAGUCACAAUAAAUUUAGCAGAAAUUUGCAGUUCUUAUCAGAAUUUGAUAAUCUGACCUCCCUAAACUUGGACCAUAACAACAUAGAUGCUUUUACGAAAUUUCCCUACAUGCCUAAACUUCAACUUCUGUGGCUCAAUCAUAAUAAAAUAGACGAACUUUUUCCUUUCGUGAAAAAUCUUUACGAAAGCUUUCCAAAUUUGAGGUAUCUUUCUUUAAUGGGAAACAAAGCUGCUCCGAGUUAUCUAAACGGAGGAAGUUUUUACGAUUAUCUUCAGUAUAGAUUAGUCGUCAUAUCGUGGUUUCCUCGACUGGUUCAUUUGGACGAUAGACUCAUAACUUCGGAACAACGAAUAGAAGCGACAAGAUUGUUCAGAAGGCCACUUUUGGAACAACUUUCCGAACACACACCAAUUCCCGAAUGCAUAAAAGUUUUCCAUAACAGACUAUCGAAUUUUUUUAUCAAAUCUGUAAUUCCGGACAAGUUACGCAUGCCCAAAAGUUCCAACUUUAUUAUUUGAGCCAGUAUUGAAUUUUGAGUCUUAAUCAAAAAUGAAGGACAUCAAACAUUUCUAAGACUGUAAAUCUUUUUUGUAAGGAUACAAGAAAUUGUGAUGCAAAUUUU